AUGUCUAAAACCAUCCUCCUCCUCGGCGCCGGCAAAAUGGUCGGCGAAGGCAUCGCAUCUCACUUCCACCAAGCUGGCUACAAAGUAGCUCUCGCAUCCCGCUCUGGAAACUUUCCCUGGGACACAAAGAACUCGUAUCUCCAUGUCAAAGCCGAUUUCGCGGAUCCUUCGUCCGUCGAGGGUGUCUUUCAGAAAGUGAAAACUGAAUACGGUGUUCCUAAUGUCGUGGUUUAUAACACAGCAAUAAUGACACCGACCCCCCAACCAACUUCGGAAUCCGUCGCCGCCUUCGAAACAGGCAUCAAAAGCACCAUCGUCUCGGGCUACGCAGCAGCCAAGUACGCGCUCGAAGGCUUCCGUACGCUGCCUUCUGAGGUGUCAAAGACGUUUAUCUGGACAGGGAAUGGGCUUAAUGUCAAGCCUGUGCCUGUGUUGUUUAACCUCGGGGUUGGGAAGGCGGGAGCAGCUAGUAUUGUGCAGACACUGGCGGCGGCUUAUGGAAAUGAUGGGUUUAAGUUUUACUACGCGGAUGAGAGGAAGCCGGACGGAGGAUUCAUCAGUCAGGAAAUUAGCGGGGAGAACCACGGAAAGUUUUAUUUGAAGCUGGCUGAGGGAGCCGCAGGCGUUCCUUGGGAUGCGACGUUUGUUGGGAGCGAGUAUGUUGAUUUCGGGGGGAAGGCUUUUUGGUAG
Messenger RNA from Glarea lozoyensis ATCC 20868, 690 nucleotides. RefSeq names its product NAD(P)-binding Rossmann-fold containing protein. The record is from RefSeq and is a predicted model, not a curated record. Lineage: Eukaryota; Fungi; Ascomycota; Leotiomycetes; Helotiales; Helotiaceae. The transcript is spliced from 3 exons. The coding region runs from base 1 to 690 and encodes 229 amino acids.